AUGAAGAGGCGGGCUUACAUCUGUUUCUUUCUUGGGAUUGCAACCUGCGAGAUCUUUUUAACAACCAUAAGACCGAUUGACAACCCUAAUGUUCUUAUGGUUUCUGGAAAAAACGUUGUACUCACGGCGAACAGGGAGGACGAGAUGGCCACCUUCCGUGUCGAGACCCAAGACAGGAAAUCCAGGUUCCUUGGAAUAAAGUUUGGGAAACGGAAGCAUACUGUUCUCAUAUCACCGGGGGACAACCCGAAUCUUUAUAUGAAGUACAGUAAGUCGGAUGGGAGGCCUACCAUGGGGAAGAAAAAGAAGUACUGGGAAUACAAGGAGAUGAAGGAUGGAGGCUACAUGCUUAGUUCAAGCAAAAACAAGUGUUUGGGAGUGGUUGGGAAUAGCUUCAGGAUCUCCGAGUGUGGAACUGGAAAAGGCCAGGUGUUUGUUUUUGAAAGGAGAGACUACAGCGAAUCUUCAAGCACUUCUAAUUUUGAAGAGCAGAUUUCUAUUUCUUCGGAGGUUCCCUUGGUUCCUCCGGUCUCUCAAACUUCUUUGGUUUCUUCAACUUCUCGGUCCUCUCUUGUUUCUUCAACUUCUCCAACCUCUCUAACCUCUCGGAUUCCUCAGUCUUCCUUUGUUUCUCAGACUUCUCCAACCUCUCGGGUUCCACAGGCAAUCCAGGCCAGCCAGGCUUUCGAGGCAUUGUUUCCAUUUGAUGAAAGUAAUGACUCCGAUAGCAAUAGCGACGACAUGAAGCCCGUGUUUAUUAAUCUGGAUAUGAAGGACAAAAAGACAAAUACAGAAACCCAGGAAAGCAGUUCUCCCAUUUCGAUUUCAACGAUGACAGUUUAUGUAUCUGUCACCAAGUCUCUUUCCGCAGGAGCGGUGUCUUCUUCACCAAUAGUGACGAUCAUCGACAAGUUUCCGCCUGUCAGUGCCAAACUUCCUCCAAACGUGACGCUUAUUCGGAACAGGAUUGCAUCUUCCGAGGAAUCGCAGUCUUCUUGCGAGUCAAGUGAUUCUUACUUGGGAAAUGAAACAGUAUCUCACAAAAGUUCCAGCAGAAGCUUAGGAGGAGCCAAGAACGAUGCAAAUCUGGACUUUGAUCUUGAGUUUUAUCCAGAGCUGGGGAGGCUCCUAGACGAUAGUAUCCGCAAAAAGAAAGAAGAAGAGCUUCGGAAGGAAGCAACAGCUAAAAGGGCUCGAGGGAAUCCUCUGGGCGAAGAAAGAAAAGACGGAGAGUUCUUUAGUGCCUUGGCAUAUUUAGAUACCUCCAUCCCAAAUCCUUUACGCCAAAACCUAGCGGAAGCACAAUCUGCCUGUGCAGACAUUGGGCAAGUAUAA
Molecule: messenger RNA, 1335 nt
Organism: Encephalitozoon intestinalis ATCC 50506
Lineage: Eukaryota; Fungi; Microsporidia; Unikaryonidae
Exons: 1
Coding region: 1-1335 (444 amino acids)
Source: RefSeq, a predicted model, not a curated record